CUUUAACCCAAUGAACCACCCAGGUGCCCCUCUGGCCAAUUUCUAAGAGCUCUUUGAGGUUAUAUAGAUAAGCUUCCUUUCAUCCAGUUGAUAAAUAUUUUCCAGAUUUAUCGUUUGCCUGUUAACUCUGAUGAAAGUGAACUUUGCCAUGCAAUGUUUUGACGUUUGUAUGUGCAACAAGGUUUAUCUCUUCUUCCAUAAGUUUCAUAAGUUUAUUUCCUAAGCCCAUUAGGGAUCAGGAGUGAUAUUGUAUGAUAUUUCUUGAAAGUUGAGUGAGGGGUCAAACAGAAGACAGCUGGAAUAUCCAGUCCGCUUCUGCACUCCAUCUGGUACAACAACCCACACCACGUAAAGCACGGAAAACUCCACUGUAGACCUGUAAGAUAAUGAGGAUAAAAAAAGAAAAGAGCCCCUUGGCAUCAUGAAGAUAGUCUUUCUCUUGUGCCUCAGAAAGGGACCGCAGGGGCCUCCGUGGGUCCUGUGACUCCGCUUUGAGAACCACGGCUUUGAAGUUCACAGGAAACCAGCUUUCCUUUGGUCCUGGGCCGUCAGAGCUCUUCAAUAUUUGAAAUUAGCAGUGUCACAGAUGAUCUGACAGGCUUCCUUCCUUGGAUACCUGUUUUAUCAGCCUUGUUGCUGGCGUGAUUUCUUUUAAUUAAAAACCAGAAGAGUGCAAAGAGAUGAAUCCAAUGAAAGUUUGCUCUGUAAGGCUGAAUGACGGAUACCUCAUGCCUAUGCUGGGACUUGGCACUUCUGCUCCUAGUCAGGUCCCGAAGAGUAAGGUGGAAGAGGCCGUCCAGAUAGCAAUCGAUGUAGGCUACCGCCAUAUUGACUCGGCUUAUUUGUAUCAAAAUGAGGAAGAGAUCGGGAGGGCCAUCGGGAAGAAGAUUGCUGAUGGCACCGUGAAGAGAGAGGACAUAUUCUACACGACGAAGGUGUGGGGAACCUUCUUCCGGCCAGAAUUGGUUCGAACCAGCCUGGACACAUCUCUGAGGAAGCUUGGGUUGAGCUAUGUGAAUCUUUAUCUCAUUCAUUUCCCAGUAGCUUUGAAGCCUGGGGAGGAAUUUAUCCCAAAGGACAAAGAUGGAGAAGUCAUUUUUGACACAGUAGAUCUCUGUGCCACAUGGGAGGCCAUGGAGAAGUGUAAGGAUUUAGGGCUGACCAAGUCCAUCGGCGUGUCCAACUUCAGCCGCAGGCACCUGGAGAGGAUCCUGAACAAGCCAGGGCUCAAGUACAAGCCAGUCUGUAACCAGGUGGAGUGUCACCCUUACCUCAACCAGAGCAAACUCCGGGAGUUCUGCAAGUCCAAGGACAUCAUCCUGACUGCAUACGCUGCCUUAGGGACUGACUUUAGGAAGGAGUGGGUGAACAAGAACUGCCCUGUUCUCCUGAAGGAUCCGGUGCUCAACGCCAUCGCUGCAAAGCAUGGGCGCACUCCCGCCCAGGUGGCCCUGCGUUUCCAGCUGCAGCGGGGCCUGGUGGCCUUGGUCAAGAGCUUCAAUGAGAAGAGAAUUCAGGAGAACUUCCAGGUUUUCAAUUUCCAGUUGACACCAGAGGACAUGGAAAGUCUGGAUGGCCUAAACAAAAACAUUCGCUAUUUUCCAGAUGAAUUUGUUAGUCAUCCAGAUUAUCCAUUCUAUGAUGAGAAUUGACAGCGGUGUCUGGUUGCCCUGGAGUUCUUGGACUCUGGUUGAUGAUGGGCAAACAGCUCACGGAUGAGACGGUAUCUGGUUUAUCCCACAUUGUUUAGCCUGAUAGGCUGAAUGUGGCUUUAGUCCCUGGAUCUGGAAAUAAAAGUUACUAAACCCUGUCUUUACUCCCCCCCCGCAAAGUCAAUGAAAAUACAUAUCAAACAACCUGACCUUUUACUACCUUAGCUUUUUAGUAUUUUUGCUUUUUUCUGUGUCACUGAGGUUGAAAUGUUAAUCCUUUGAUCAUAGUCCCCUCCCCCAAAAAAGCUAACCAUUUAGUAUACUUUCAAGCUUUUUACUUGUCCAUAAGAAUCUUUUUCUUCUUUUGUUCUGUGAGUUUACCACACUACACAAAUUUAGCAGACCUUUUAAAAGAAUCUAAAACUUAAUUAAAACACAAUAUAAAGGGCACCUGGGUGGCUCAGUGGGUUAAGCCUCUGCCUUCAGCUCAGGUCAUGAUCCCAGGGUCCUGGGAGGCCCACAUUGGACUCUCUGCUCAGCGGGGAGCCUUCUUCCCCCUCUCCCUCUGCCUGCCUCUCUGCCUACUUGUGAUCUCUCUGUCAAAUAAAUAAAUAAAAUUUUAAAAAAUUUUAAAAAUAAAACACAAUACCAAAAGGCCAUAUUUCAAUUAAAAAUCACUCAUAAUACCAAGGACAAGAUUAUCAAACCCAGUGAAAAAGGACAAGCAACAGAUGCCCUACACCAAGAAGACCAAGAUAUGAAAAUUAUCAGAAAAAUUUUAAAGCAGCCAUCAUGAAAAUGCUUCAACAAGCAAUGGCAAAUAACUGGGAACAAAUGAAAAGAUAGAAAAUUUCAAUAAAGAAAUAGAAGACACAAAAUGGAAAUUUUAGAACUGAAAAAAACAAUAAAUGAAAUAAGAAUCUUGGGGCGCCUGGGUGGCUCAAUGGGUUAAGCUGCUGCCUUCGGCUCAGGUCAUGAUCUCGGGGUCCUGGGAUCGAGUCCCGCAUCGGGCUCUCUGCUCGGCAGGGAGCCUGCUUCCCUCUCUCUCUCUGCCUGCCUCUCCAUCUACUUGUGAUUUCUCUCUGUCAAAUAAAUAAAUAAAAUCUUAAAAAAAAAAAAAGAAAUAAGAAUCUCAAAGGAUAUACUCGACAGCCAUUAAGGUACAGAAGAAAUAAUUAGUGUAGUGGAAGCUAAAACAACAUAAAUCACCCAAUGGGAACAGGAGGGAGAGAAAGUAACCAGGGGGAAAAAAUGAACAGAGCCUCGUGGGCCCUGAGUAAUAACAAAAAAUUCUAACAUUCGUGUCGUCAUGGCGGGGGGAAUGCAGAGAUGUUGGUCAAAGGCACAACUUCUGUUAUAAGUUCUACGGACCUAACAUUCAGCAGGGUAGUUAGAGUUAAUAAUAGUAUAUUGUAAAAUUGGUAUUUGCUUAAAGAUUAGAUCUUAAGUGUUCUCUUUCACACGCACACACAAAUUGUUAACCAUCUGGGGUGAUGGGUGUAUUAAUUAACCUGAUUGUGGGAAUCAUUUCAUAAUGAACAUGUUUGCCAAAUCAUUGUGUUGGUACACUUUAAAUACAUAGAGUUUAUCUAUCAACUGCGUCUCAGUCAAGCUGCGGAAAAAGGAGGGAGUAAGAACACAAGAGAGAGGGGGGUAUGGUCUGUGUCUAGAUUGUGGUGAAGUAUUCCUGAACACACACGUGAAAAAAAAAUCACAGACACAAAUCAGCAUAAAUCUGGGAAAAUCUGAAUAAGAUCAGUGGAUUGCAUCAAUGUCAAAACCCUGGUUUUUGUGAUUCUGUGCUAUUGUUUUUCAGGAUGGUACCAUGAGGGGAUACUGAGUAAAGAUUACAUGGGAUAUUCUGUAUUAUUUCUUACACCCUACUGUGUAUCUAUAAUUAUCUCAAAAUAAAAAAGUGCUUAAUAAAAUAAGAAACCAGAAAA
This is a messenger RNA of Mustela lutreola (European mink), 3595 nucleotides long. Its product is annotated as prostaglandin F synthase 1-like. NCBI's taxonomy places the organism in Eukaryota, Metazoa, Chordata, Mammalia, Carnivora, Mustelidae. The record is from RefSeq and is a predicted model, not a curated record. The transcript has 11 exons. Gene Ontology annotation, biological process: progesterone metabolic process; daunorubicin metabolic process; prostaglandin metabolic process. Gene Ontology annotation, molecular function: aldose reductase (NADPH) activity; androsterone dehydrogenase [NAD(P)+] activity; bile acid binding. The coding region runs from base 681 to 1652 and encodes 323 amino acids. Gene Ontology annotation, cellular component: cytosol.